This is a messenger RNA of Cololabis saira (Pacific saury), 2055 nucleotides long. RefSeq lists its product as uncharacterized. Gene Ontology annotation, molecular function: lipid binding. NCBI's taxonomy places the organism in Eukaryota, Metazoa, Chordata, Actinopteri, Beloniformes, Belonidae. Gene Ontology annotation, biological process: lipid transport; lipoprotein metabolic process. Gene Ontology annotation, cellular component: membrane; extracellular region. The transcript is spliced from 4 exons. The record is from RefSeq and is a predicted model, not a curated record. The coding region runs from base 22 to 1719 and encodes 565 amino acids.
UUCUACUGCAAAGAGGAGACGAUGUCUGCAAGAAAGGAACUACAGGAGGCCUUGUGUCGUUACACCUCAGAUACCCUCACCUACAUCCACACAGUGAGGGGAUUCUGUGAGAGGUUCUCUAAAUGGAUGCUCAUGAGGGAGACAGAGCUGCACAUGAUGAAGGAUAUCAAAGACAGAGCUGAUAAAAUCACCUUACACCUGAGUCAUGUUAAACAGUCACAGAACAAAGGUAAGGCCUUCGGGGAAUAUAUGAAGAGCAAGUUUAAAACAGACAGCAGGCGUACAGCGGUGGAGAAGGAGCUGGCUGAAGUGGUGAAGGAUGUUCUGGGAGGUCUGGAGAAGCUGGCCUGCUUCCUGGAUGCAGUGGAGAAGCUGGCCGUCACGUCUCUGCACGUGUUCGCUGAGAAUGAGGUCUUGUCCCUUCCUAAAGACGUCAGCCUUGAUCACGUUCAGGCCGCCAUCUCCACGGCACGACUCAUCUGUCCUCUGCUCCUGGGGUUUAAAAGAGACGCAAACGUCUUCUUCCUUCCCAAACUUCAGAACGCAGACGUCAUGGCAUAUCAGCUGGGUAAAUACAUACAGACCUGCAAGAUCAUCUGUGAGAAGAUGGAGAAAAGCUGCUUCAAUGAUGUUCGCCUGAAGAUGAUCAAAGAAGUUGAAGUAAAACUCAAUGUUGGUUUGACUGAAAGUGACAUACGGCAGAUGCUUGAUCACAUAAAUCAGCUUGAUGAAAUCAGGGUGGACACACACUUCCGGAUGGUGUUCUUGUUCCAAGAGCAAUCUUGUGAAGUUUUCAUCAAGGAGUUCAGUGAGCGUCAGCCCAGGAUGUUGCAGUUCCUUAAUAAGCUGGAGGGAAAUGCAGUUCAGUUAGACCGGAUGAAUAAAGGAGCGAAGAUCUCCAGCGUGGCAGGCAGCUCGGUGGGGGCAGUUGGAGGUGUGCUGUCUAUUGUUGGUCUGGCAUUAAUUCCUGUUACAGCAGGAGUGUCUCUAGCUCUGACAAUGACUGGUGUCGGGAUGGGAGUCACCAGUGGAGUCAACAGCAUCGUCACAACUGCCACUGAAUUUGGUGUUAAUCUCAAACAGCAGAAGGAAGCCAAUGAAGUCCUUCAAAGCUUCAUGGAUGAUGUGACAAAACUCCAGGAUUGUCUGGAGGAGGUUACCAGACAAACAAGUAAAUUGGAGUUGGCUAAAUUUGUAGGCAAGAUGGUCUGUAAAGUUGGAGCAGUUGGUAAAGGCAUUGAUGCACUUGUAGAUGGUGUCUCUGCUUUUAAGCUGUUAAAAAGUGAGGAUCUGGUUUCCAGUGCUGGUAAAGUGGUGGCUCAAGAGGGUAAAGCUCUACGUAACGUCCCAAGGGUGGCCUCAGACAUCCCAGAUGUUGGUCAGGCAGCUGCUAAAGGGUCUCUUGCUGCUACUAAAUCAGCCAGACCCAUUUUCAUUGUGGCCAAUGCUUUCUUCCUUGGGAUGGAUAUCUUCUUCAUCUGUAAAGACGGCGUCAGUCUGGCCAAAGGCAGCGAGACCGAGGUAUCUCAGUUUAUCAGAGCCAGAUCUGCUCUGUGGAGCUCAGAGAUGGACUCAUGGAAGAAGAUCCAUGACUCUCUGUGUGAAGGGCUGGAUACAUCAGGAAAAAAGAAAACUGUCCUGGAGACACUGUUUUAUCAGGAUACUGAGAUGGAGAACCAGAAAAAGGAGGUGGAGGAAAAAAUGAAAGAAAAAUACUAGAAAGAUAGAUUAACUUGUUGUGUACCUCUUUCUAACCAACUUAGAGCUGAUAUCAAUUACAUUUAACCAUAAUUCAUCAAAACUGAUUCUCCAGUUCUUUUUUAAAACUUCAACAAUUUGUAAAAUGUAGCUUUUAGAUGUUUGAUAGUUGUAAAUUUACAGAUUUUGCUUUCAGCUUACAUUUUCUUGAACUGAAUUAUUAAUUAUUCAUUAAAUCUGUGUCAGAAGACAUUUAAUUGUACACAUAAUUUUCAACCUGAAAAAAGAUUAGAAAUAAGAUGAACGGGAAUAUGAUUUUUUAAUUUGAAGAUCAGAAGGAAAUCAUGUUAUAGAAAU